This is a messenger RNA of Chlorocebus sabaeus (green monkey), 7507 nucleotides long. The record is from RefSeq and is a predicted model, not a curated record. Lineage: Eukaryota; Metazoa; Chordata; Mammalia; Primates; Cercopithecidae.
UAAUCCACCCACUCAGCCUCCCAAAGUGCUGGGAUUACAGGCGUGAGCCACCUCGCCCAGCUCAGAGCCUGCAUUCUUACCCAUAUCAUGCUGCGGGGAUUCUUUAGGAGUUUUAUAACCUCAAACUCUGGCACUAAAAUAAAUGAAAUCUUUUCAUCCACCUUGACAUUGUCUUCCUUUUUACCAAGAAUAUAUGAUUGAUUUCAUUCCCUUCUUUUCUUCCAGAAAACCCAUUGUUCAGAAUUUAGAUAGUGUAGCACUUUCUCCAGCAAAAUUUUUCCCAAAGUGCAGUGGAAGUUUGGAACGUGAGGUUACAAAUUCUUAGCUGUGUUUGUCCCCAAGGUGUUUUCUUCUUUGGAGACUGAGGUGUAGCAGUGUUUUUUGAUGUUUUGUUUUGUUUUGUUUUGUGUUUCCCUUGGAAACACAGCAUUAGUGAAAUCAGCUUGUUCUCUCUGAUAGUACUUGUUAGGUGGUGCACACUGGUCUGAGCGUGGGACUCUGAAAUAGAAGGCGUGGCAUAAGGGUCUGUGUGAAAAUGUUUCUCCUAGCAUGCCCCAGAAUGGUUCAUUUAUGACUUUCAGCUUUUUUGAUCACCUGAUUCCCCAUUUCUCCUGCGGGGAAAAGUGGUAUUAAAAGUAUUUGGACAUAAAAUUCAUCUUUCCAGCCACUGCUGUGCUGAUGAGUAAUAAAGUGUCAAAAGGAUGCCGAGGAAAGAGCUUCUUAAUAUAGACCAUGCCUGAGACACACCGGUAGGGCGAUAACAAGCCCUUUCUUCUGAUUUCCUCCCUGGGGCCAAAGGGAUUUUGAAAGGCAGAAGGCAAAGACUGUUCAGAAUGAGAUUCCUCAAGCUUCCCUUGUGAGGCUGCCUGGGCUCUGCUGCUGGGUGGUUUGGGAUGUCCAAGAGAUGAUCCCCUUUCAGCCAGUGACUCGGUCCUCAGUUGCUGUUCCAGAAAGACGCCGGGGCUGGGAAGGGCCCUGUGUCGUCUGGCUUUAAAAUGGGCAAUGCUAUUGAAAAACAGAAACCCUUGAAACGAAGUCAUCUGUACCCCUGGAAACAAGACUCUCAGCGUUCUCAUCUCUCUUCCUUCACCAUGAAGCUGAUGGACAAAUUCCACUCACCCAAAAUCAAGAGAACGCCAUCAAAGAAGGGAAAACCAGCUGAGGUGUCCGUAAAGAUUCCAGAGAAGCCUGUGAACAAAGAGGCAACAGACAGAUUUCUACCAGAGGGCUACCCUCUCCCCUUGGAUCUGGAGCAGCAGGCAGUAGAAUUUAUGUCCACCAGUGCUGUGGCUUCCAGGUCUCAAAGGCAGAAGAACCUGAGCUGGCUGGAGGAGAAAGAGAAGGAAGUUGUCAGUGCCCUGCGCUACUUUAAGACCAUUGUGGACAAAAUGGCAAUUGAUAAGAAGGUACUGGAGAUGCUUCCAGGGUCAGCCAGCAAGGUGCUGGAGGCCAUCUUACCCCUGGUGCAGAACGAUCCUCGAAUUCAGCACAGCUCAGCCCUGUCUUCCUGCUAUAGCCGAGUGUACCAAAGUCUCGCCAACCUCAUUCGCUGGUCUGACCAAGUGAUGCUGGAAGGUGUGAACUCAGAAGACAAGGAGAUGGUGACGACGGUGAAGGGGGUCAUCAAGGCCGUGCUGGAUGGAGUGAAGGAGCUGGUCAGGCUCACCGUCGAGAAGCAGGGACGUCCGUCUCCAACAAGCCCCGUGAAGCCCAGUUCCCCUGCUGGCAAGCCUGAUGGCCCAGCAGAGCUCCCCCUGACAGACCGCGAGGUAGAAAUCCUAAACAAGACGACCGGGAUGUCACAGUCAACUGAGCUCCUCCCAGACGCCACAGAUGAAGAGGUCGCGCCCCCCAAGCCCCCUCUGCCUGGCAUUCGGGUGGUUGAUAAUAGUCCUCCACCAGCAUUGCCACCCAAGAAAAGACAGUCGGCACCGUCCCCUACCCGAGUGGCUGUGGUGGCCCCCAUGAGCCGAGCCACCAGUGGCUCCAGUUUGCCUGUUGGAAUCAAUAGGCAGGAUUUUGACGUUGACUGUUAUGCACAGAGGCGACUGUCAGGAGGCAGCCACUCAUAUGGUGGAGAGUCGCCCCGCCUCUCCCCCUGCAGCAGCAUAGGCAAGCUCAGCAAGUCAGACGAGCAGCUGUCCUCUCUGGACAGGGACAGUGGGCAGUGCUCCCGGAACACAAGCUGUGAAACACUAGACCACUAUGAUCCCGACUAUGAAUUCCUCCAGCAAGACCUCUCUAACGCAGACCAGAUACCUCAGCAGACGGCCUGGAACCUUAGCCCGUUGCCAGAGUCUUUGGGGGAGUCUGGGUCUCCAUUUGUUGGCCAUCCUUUCCAGCUGCCUCUUGGCAGCCAUCCCCAGCCAGACGGACCUCUGGCCCCAGGGCAGCAGACAGUUACGCCGCCUGCUCUCCCCGAGAAGAAGCGCAGGAGUGCAGCCUCCCAGACGGCGGACAGCUCUGGCUGCAGGGUGUCCUACGAGCGGCAUCCCUCGCAGUACGACAACAUCUCUGGGGAGGACCUGCAGAGCACGGCCCCAAUCCAGUCCGUCCCCUACGCACCCUUUGCUGCUAUUCUCCCCUUUCAGCAUGGAGGUUCCUCAGCCCCUGUCGAAUUUGUGGGUGAUUUUACUGCUCCUGAAUCAACGGGUGACCCAGAAAAACCACCUCCUCUACCAGAGAAGAAAAACAAACACAUGCUGGCCUACAUGCAGCUGCUGGAGGACUACUCGGAGCCACAGCCCUCCAUGUUCUACCAGACGCCGCAGAACGAGCACAUCUACCAGCAGAAGAACAAGCUCCUCAUGGAGGUAUACGGCUUCAGCGACUCCUUCAGCGGGGUGGACUCUGUGCAGGAGCUGGCCCCGCCGCCCGCCCUACCCCCCAAGCAGCGGCAGCUGCAGGCCUCCUGUGCUGCUUCUUCCUUCUCCUCUGUCUCCUACUGUGUCCAGCAAACUAAAGUGGCCUUCACCCCCGAGGACGGCAGUGCCGCUCAGGGCCUCAGUGUGUCCGUCUCUAACUCCUUUCUCAGCCGGCAUGGCAGCUUGCCUGUGCCCUCGUAUAAGUCUGUGUUUAGGUCCUACUCCCAGGAUUUCGUGCCUCACCACCAAGCUUCCGUUCCGCCUUUCCUUCCGCCUACCUCCUCUUCCUCUCCACAUUUCCCACCUGCCCACCAGUCUCAGAGCUCUGACUUAGCCGUGCCAGCCAUGGCCGGUCCACCUCCCAGCACCGUGGACGGGCCUCUCUCGGCUUCUCAGGAGAGCAGCUUUCAUGGGAAUACUGUCUGCCUUCCUUCCGAAACCUCUUUCACUGACUCGAGUGAAAACGCCAGUGAGGAAGCUGGUGAGGGUGAAUAUGUCAAUCUGUAUUCCUCUGGCCAGAGCAGCGAGGAGCUGGCUCCCUCUCGAGGAGAACCACCGGCUGGGAAAGACGGACAUUCCAGAGAUCCCUCAGCAGUCAGCAGCAUCCCUGGGAAGGACAGCAGAGACGGCAGUGAGAGGGCCCCAAAGUCACCAGAUGCUCUGGAGUCGGCUCAGUCGGAGGAGGAAGUGGACGAGCUGUCCCUCAUCGACCACAACGAAAUUAUGUCCAGGCUGACGCUCAAGCAGGAGGGUGAUGACGGGCCAGAUGUCCGCGGAGGAUCUGGUGACAUCUUAUUGGUCCAUGCUACUGAGACUGACAGGAAAGAUUUGGUGUUGUACUGCGAGGCCUUCCUGACCACCUACAGGACCUUCAUCUCCCCAGAGGAGCUCAUCAAGAAGCUGCAGUACAGAUACGAGAAAUUCUCUCCCUUCGCCGACACGUUCAAGAAGCGCGUCAGCAAGAACACAUUCUUCGUACUGGUGCGGGUGGUGGAUGAGCUUUGCCUGGUGGAAUUGACAGAAGAGAUCCUGAAGCUGCUGAUGGAACUGGUCUUCCGCCUGGUGUGCAACGGGGAGCUGAGCCUGGCCCGCGUGCUCCGGAAGAACAUCCUGGACAAGGUGGACCAGAAGAAGCUGCUCAGGUGUGCCACCUCUGGCCAGCCCCUGGCGGCCCGGGGGGUAGCAGCCAGGCCGGGGACCUUGCACGACUUUCACAGCCAUGAGAUCGCGGAGCAGCUAACUCUGCUGGAUGCUGAGCUCUUCUAUAAAAUAGAGAUUCCUGAGGUUUUGCUUUGGGCAAAAGAGCAGAAUGAGGAAAAGAGCCCCAACUUGACCCAGUUCACGGAGCACUUCAACAACAUGUCCUACUGGGUCCGGUCCAUAAUCAUGUUACAGGAAAAGGCCCAGGACAGGGAACGGCUGCUCUUAAAGUUCAUCAAGAUCAUGAAGCACUUGCGGAAGCUGAAUAACUUCAACUCCUACUUGGCCAUCCUCUCUGCCCUGGACUCAGCGCCCAUCCGCAGGCUGGAGUGGCAGAAGCAGACCUCAGAGGGCCUGGCCGAGUACUGCACGCUGAUUGACAGCUCAUCCUCCUUCCGAGCCUACCGGGCCGCCCUCUCGGAGGUGGAACCGCCGUGCAUCCCGUACCUGGGGCUGAUCCUGCAGGACCUGACCUUCGUUCACCUGGGAAACCCAGACUACAUCGAUGGGAAAGUGAACUUCUCCAAGCGGUGGCAGCAGUUCAACAUCCUCGACAGCAUGCGGUGCUUCCAGCAGGCGCACUAUGACAUCCGGAGGAACGACGACAUUAUAAACUUCUUCAAUGACUUCAGUGACCACCUGGCUGAGGAGGCCCUAUGGGAACUCUCUCUGAAAAUUAAACCCAGGAACAUAACAAGGAGAAAAACAGACCGGGAAGAGAAGACCUAGGAGCAGCCGCCGGGAUCGAGGAGAAUGCUCGAGGGGCGCGGAGGGCAGCUCCCAGACCGGAGAGGACCUUGGACUUGUUAGGCGCGUGGCAGGAGUCCCGGCCUCGGAGCCACGAGGCUGGCCAGGCCUCAGCAGGGCCGGGCGGGAGCUGGAGCCUGCCUGCCGCUUCCUGCCUCCCUCCUCUGUGGGAGCAGACCCGUGGGCCUCUGCAGCCAGCAGGCAGGUCUUGUUGCCAAUUUGCAAACCGGUGGUUUUCUGGUUUGGUUUUGUUUUCUGCUUUUACUUCCAUCUCUCCCCUCUUGCCCUUCCACCCACUCCCCUCCAGGGAGAGAGCAGCAGAGACCUCAUCAGCAGACCAAGGAAGUGGCGGGUGCUGCCCCUCCCUGAGCUCCAGGGUCCCUGAAUCUUCUGAAAUGGAAAAUGAGUGGAGGCCUCUGGGGUGGGUUGUCCUCCAGGGGCCCUGGAAUGUGGGGGCGAGCAGCUGGGUGGGCAGAACGCAGAGUAGACUGGGAGGAGGUCCUUUCACUUCUCGCUUCCGCUUCUGUUGCAUGGAGGAUGGUGUGAGCUUUGCAGCAGGCCCGGAAAGGUACGCAGGUGACCCCUUAGCAGCUGGUGCUCUGCACCGCGGUACUGGCGCCAUCAGGGCCUCCCUUGCCCGCUGAGAGCAGCAGCAGUGUCUGUCAUCCCGUCGCCCCUUACCCCCCACCCCAGGCCACUGGGCCCCUCCCACACCACCUGGGGAGCUGAGCAGAGGAGGCUGGAGUAAGGGAGGACUUGAUCAUCCAAGAAGUACUUUUUAUUGCCGGGAGUCUUCUGAACCUUACCAAACUGAGGCCAGAGCUGAGCUCCUGGGGGAGUUAGUUCAGAGGGGAGAGGCCAGCACCUCCCUCCUCCAUCGCUCGCUGUGUGCCUUAAACUCCAUCUCCUGUCCCUCCCCAUCCCCUGGCUUUCCCUCCCUCCUUGCCCCAUCCUGGGCUGGCCAGCAGGGGCUCCUCCUCUGGCUCUUCAAACCUUUCAGCCAGUGCUGUCAGUGCCCCUGGGAGAGAAGAGCAUCCCUGAGGCACCCGAAUGGGCCCUUGGGGUGCAGGGAGGCAGAGGCCUGGCCGCGGAGGAGCCUCCUAAGGUAGCAGCUGCAGCAGGUGCGCCCUCUCCUUACUCUCCCCACACCAGAGCGGCUUGCAGAGCAGAUGCUCUUUCCAUCCUCCUCGUCAAAACCGUUCUUGCUGCUGAGCUUGACAAUCUGGGCAAGGCUUGUGGGGCGCUUGGCAAACAGAACCUGCCCUGUGCCGCCCGACUCUGUGGCCUCCAGCAUGAGCCUGCAGGCAGGGCACUGCGGGAACCCAGUCUUGCUGCCCCAGCCCAUGCCUCUGGGUCUGCUGUGCAUGAAUGAGUGCUCACUUGUCCCAGGUUUAGGACAGCAGGGUCAAGUGAACAGCAGGGUCUAACUAUGCUUACUUAGCCCAGUUCAAACAGAACAAAGGCAAAACGUAGAAAGCAACAUCUGUUGAUCAUUUGGGUUUUGUUUAAAACAACCAUGUCACUUUGAGUCCUUCAUGGGUUUUUGAACAGCAUUUAUCAAGAAGAAAAUGUGGGUUUUUUUCCCCUCUCCCAUGUUUUGUUUGUCCUGUAGAUAGAGGGAGGAAAGCCGUGCAGUGGCAGGCGGGACCCCCUCUGGCGGCGGGACCCCCUCGGGCGGUGGUCCUGCAGGGCCAGCCGGGACCUGUCACUUUAUUAUUUAAGGAGUGUGUGUGUAGAGUCGCUGGCUUAUUAACAGUAUUGUGUGUGGGUUGGGUUUUUAGUUUGUUCCUUCUUUUUGAAGUCCCUUCAUUUCAAUCCUUGCCUCUCUCUCCCCUUCCCUUGCCCAGCUCUGUUGAAUGCUGCUGUGCGCGUGUGAGGGCCUCUCUGCACACAGGGCCCUUGGGUUUGUGCGAACUGAAAUUCUCCCUGUAUUUGUAAGACUCGUAGGAGUCCCCCUCUGUAGCACAGGCAGUGCCAGUGCCAUGCUGCAGCCUCAGAAACCGGGCCUCUCCCCCCAGCAGCAGGCGGAACCGUGUCUGUGGUCGGGUGCUGUCCACAGCUCUGUCUGCCUUGUUCUUGGGCUUGAGCCGGGUGGAGGUGGGGUCUCUUCACCUUCCCUGAAUUCAGAACAGACCCUGUGCCUGGCCCCAGUGUGCCCAAGCAACUCCCCAGGCCCUUGUUGGGAGCCCUUGGUGGUCUGAGCAGCGGGGCCCAGGCAGCACAUGAGCAGUGCCCGGGGCUCCCUGUGUGAGGAUGGCAAGGUGCGAUGUAUGUCUCACUUAUUGAUGGCAGGCGUGCCCCUGCGCCCCUGCUCCUGGUCCUGGUUAUUGCUGAGCUCUGUGCUCAGUGCUGCGGCCUGGCCAUGGCUCGUCUGUUCCUUUUUGGGGGCCGGGUGGGUUGUGGGAAUCAGUCUUCACAGACAGACAGGAGCCAGGCGGAGGACUCGUUCCUUGCAGAGGUCAGUCCUCACCUGCAGGUGUCGGGGGUGGCAAGGAGGGGCAGACGCACACCAUGUUUGACCUAAACCCGAUUCUGGGGAGCGUCUCCCGCUCCAGCCCCAUGACCUCCACAGGGUUACAUUGUAAUAUAUAUGCCCCAGCUAACCUGUCUGAUGGUGGCAUCUUCCUGCAGACAUUUCAAACAUGUAACUUUUAUAUGGAAAAAAAAUAAACACAGACGAAAGCCGCCGAAUGUCA